Aspergillus alliaceus is the source of this 2274-nucleotide messenger RNA. RefSeq lists its product as uncharacterized. The transcript is spliced from 2 exons. The record is from RefSeq and is a predicted model, not a curated record. NCBI's taxonomy places the organism in Eukaryota, Fungi, Ascomycota, Eurotiomycetes, Eurotiales, Aspergillaceae. The coding region runs from base 1 to 2274 and encodes 757 amino acids. Gene Ontology annotation, molecular function: transmembrane transporter activity. Gene Ontology annotation, biological process: transmembrane transport. Gene Ontology annotation, cellular component: plasma membrane.
AUGUUUUCAGAAUAUGCCUCCCGCUUCCUUGCCCAGUCACAGUCACGACUAGUCCCUCAUUCUGAAGAAACGCGCAGAAAAGGCCAUGGGCGCUUCAUGCAACAACCGAGAAAUUCUCGCAUUCUACCCUCGCGGUCCUUUUUGCAAAGAGCGACUCUUGACCCGUAUCACCCGGCGACAUCUCAGAUAUCCAACCUUCCCUUUUCUCGGAACUUGGCCCGGCCGGCGCCCCUUUUUUACAGUGCUACUGACGAGUUCCGUGAAGAGGAUGAUGAAGCAGAGCAUGAACGUGAAAUCGCCGACUUCUACGCCCUUCAGAAAUCAAGACGGAAUUUUGGUAGUAGUCAUCUCCGAGACUCAUCGGAAAUUGACGAAGAAGAUGACCAUUCUAGUAGUGCUGAGGAGAAUGGAGUAGCCAGAUAUGGCAUGUAUAGCAAAGGGCAGGGUAUCAGGAGCUCCUGGCGCCCCGUGACGUCCUAUCAUAACGAGCGAGACGUGAAUGUUGGCCCCGUGGCUGAGGGUGUUGAUGUUGAAGACGGACCACGCCUGGACGGAGACAAUAUCAAAGCUAGAGAGAAACUAGUUGACGUUCAUCUCGAAGAUAGCCUGCGAUCUACCGUGGAUAAUGAUAGAGUCGAUUCUUCAGAGACAGGCGAUGAUAAUCCUCCCUCUAUCCAACGAUUUCGGGAACAGCCUCAACAACAGAAGGGUAAUUUUGGCAUAGACUCAUUUUUCAUGCCCGUGAAAACGGAUCGACAAACAUUAACAGAUGACCCCCAGCCAUCAAGUCCCACAAAUUCUCUUCGAAUGUCGUUUGUACCGGUAAGAACGGAGUCGCCCGUACAUGAUGCCUUUUGGGGUCAACUCUUCUUGAUAUCCCUCGCUUGUCUUUUCGCUACAUCAUUCCUUGUCUAUCUUCAUACCUCGGCUCCCUCCGGGGACAAAUCGAAGUGGGGCGACACUGUGUACUUGACUAUCCACGCCUCCUUCUAUCUCCUAGGUGUGUAUACCGUUGUCUCGAUUUUUGUCUCACUGCUGUGGCUUGCGCUACUGCGAUCCUACGUGCGUCAACUGGUUCACGUGAUCUUAUUCGCUGUUCCUAUCAUUCUGUAUUCUUUCUCUCUUUAUCCAUUUGUUUCAAGCUUCAGAGGCGCCUGGCAUGGAACAAGCAUACAGGAUAAAGUGAUGAGAUGGGGUUCCAUCAUCCCGUUCAUCAUGGCUAGCGUGUGGAUAUACAAUGUAAUCCGGGGCCGCCAUGCUAUAGGCAAAGCAAUUGGUAUUCUGGAGUUUGCAUGUCGGAUCCUCGCCGCAAACCCGGAGCUACUAAUAUUUGGUCUUGGCAUUCUCGCCUUCACCGUCUCAUGGACGUGGUUGUGGAUGCUUAUGUUCACGCGGGUGUUUCUAGGAGGAAAUAUAACGGGGUCGAAGCGCUUCGUUGUCAGUUUCAGUAGUUGGUGGCUGGGGGUCUGCUUCAUUCUUGUCUACCUAUGGUCACUGGGAGUCGUGGCGGGUAUUCAACGUGCAGUUACAGCUGCUACAGUAAGCCAGUGGUACUUUCAUCGACUCGCAACCCCUGCUCCAACAUCAAGGCGAAUUGUUCGGGCCGCAAUUGUGCAUUCAUUCACGGCUUUAUUUGGCACAAUUUGCUUGUCAAGGUUAAGCGCACUGCUAAUUCGACUUCCUCUUCUCUUCCUCCCGAGUCGUGUCACCUUUGUCUUAAGCUUGUUCACUUACUCCGUUGCACCCGCUCCGGUCACAACGCUCACAGACCCCCUUGCACUCACUUAUGCUGCGAUACAUUCACAGCCACUGAUGGUGUCUGCUCGAAGCCUUACACGUAUGACGGCUCUCUCGCCUGCUAUAGUUAGUCCCUCGCUGCACCCGCGGUCCUUUUCACGACCACGCGAAACCAUGACACCUCUUCUUCCAUAUCGGCUCUCAAAGCUUAUUCUCCAUGCUGCCCGACUUAUGAUGUCUCUGGCUCUUGGGUUUGGAGGUUGGGUGACUACUGCUCGUGACCUAGGUGUAUCAAGUAGUAGUGGUGUCGCUCGAGGCAGUUUGUACGCCUAUGUGGUCGGGCUGAUUGCAGGGACGAUUGGUUGGAGUGUGCUGGGAGCAAUAGAAUGUGUAAUUGCUGAUAUUGUAGAUGCUUCCGUUAUCUGCUGGAGCAGUGAAGUCGGCGCAUAUGGCAGAGAAGCUAGGUAUUGUCGGGAGGCUGGCUGGGUCUUUGGAGGGGAAUUGAAUCCCAGCUCCCCCUAUACGAGCCAUCGAUAG